AAUAGUAUUGUCUUGAAGUGUAACCGGCUGCACUCUUGUCAUUGUCAGUUUAGUGUGUUACUGUGUUAUUGAUAACAAUAAUUGAACAUUAAACAAGAUGUUGGCUCUUGGGCCUAAGAAAGAUGGGGGUCCAAACAUUAAAUUUUUUGAAUCUGCCGAAACUAUAUCAUUAUUUGACGGUGUAAAGUCAUGGCUGCAGAAGAACUGUAAAAAGUACAUUCAAACUGACCCGCCAACCAGUAAAGGGCUGGCACAACUCGUCAUCCAGUUGAUCCAGUUCCAAGAAGACAACUUAGGAAAGAAUGUCAGCAAGCCACCACUAACACGCCUGCCUAUGAAGUGCUUCUUAGACUUCAAGCCAGGUGGAGCUUUAUGUCAUCUUUUGGCUACUGUCUACAAGUACAAGAGUGAGCAAGGGUGGCGUAGGUUCGAUUUCCAGGUUAGUAAGAGCCCAUCUCGCAUGGAUAGAAACGUAGAGAUGUUUAUGAAUGUGGAAAAAGCAUUGAUACAAAACAAGUACUUCACUCUACCUGUCGUAUAUAUUCGACCUGAUGUUGACAAAGCCAAUGCAUCAAGAGUGAAGGACAUCAUCAAAAGACACCAGGGAACUGUCACCGAGUCAGAGACUGAGGCGACCCACGUCAUCUACCCCGUGUGUGAUCCUCUAGAUGAGGAGUACGCCAGGCCAUCACUCAAGAGAGAUCGUAUGGUGCUAAUGCAUUGGUACUACUUCCCGGACUCUCAUGACUCCUGGAUAUCUGCAGAUCUCUCCAUAGAUCCUCCAGAUAGUCCCCCUCCUCACUCAGGACCUUGGAGAGUUUCUGCCUCCUGGGCCCUUGACCUUGAUCAGUACAACGAAUGGAUGAAUGAAGAAGAUUAUGAAAUGGAUGAAAAUGGAAGGAAAAAAGUACACAAGCUCCGAUUAUCAGUGGAAGAUUUAAUGAGCCAAGGUGAUCCAGAUAAAUCAAAGAAAAAACAAAAGAGGAAGAGAUCUCCUUCCCCACCCCCAAAAGGAAAACGAAAGAGUGGUCGCAGCCCUGCUGUGGGGUCCAAGAAGCCAAGGUCGGAUGACAAUGAUGACGAAGGUGAUGACUUGACCAAGGACAUGGCUGAGCCCACACCUGAGCCCAACAUAACUGAGGUGCCAGUCCCCAAGCCAGGUUCUUCGAUAUCUAAGAAAGACAUUGACACACAGCCUAUAAAAAGUGGUACCAUUGCUGACUUGGAUGAGGAAGGAGAAAAAAAUGAUGAUGGUGAUCCUGCUAAAAGCCCUGACAAUCAAAAUCAUCAGGACGGCAGCAGUAAAGACAAGGACAAGGAAGACACACAUGAGGACAAUGUGACUGAGCAAACUCAUCAUAUAAUCAUUCCCAGCUACUCAGCUUGGUUCGAUUACAACUCUAUCCAUACGAUCGAGAAAAGAGCUUUGCCAGAGUUUUUCAAUGGGAAAAACAAGUCAAAGACUCCUGAAAUAUAUCUUGCGUACCGCAACUUUAUGAUUGAUACAUACCGCCUCAACCCAACUGAGUACAUUACCAGCACUGCAGCUCGACGCAACCUAGCUGGUGAUGUUUGUGCGAUCAUGAGGGUGCAUGCCUUCUUGGAGCAGUGGGGACUCAUCAACUACCAGGUGGAUGCAGACAGCAGACCUACUCCAAUGGGGCCUCCCCCCACCUCUCACUUCCAUGUUCUGUCCGACACACCAUCCGGGCUGCAGCCUGUCAACCCACCAAAGACUCCACAACCUUCUGCAGCCAAGACUCUGCUGGACAUGGACAAGAAGGGUGAUUCCACAACCAAGAAGCCAGACAGUGAUCUUGGAAUCAACUUUGGACUCAAAUUGGAUCAGUACGCCCGAAAACCGGCAGUCCUGCGUAACAAGACAGCAGCAUCCAUGACAAGAGACUGGACAGAGCAGGAGACUCUUCUGUUGCUAGAGGGUCUGGAGCUGUACAAGGACGACUGGAACAAAGUAUGUGAACACGUCGGGUCUCGCACUCAGGACGAGUGUAUACUGCACUUCCUCAGACUACCCAUAGAGGACCCAUACCUGGAGGACCAUGAGGCUGGUGGUGCACUUGGACCUUUAGCGUAUCAACCCAUUCCCUUCAGCAAGGCUGGCAACCCCAUCAUGUCUACCGUAGCAUUCCUGGCGUCAGUGGUGGACCCUAGAGUGGCUGCGUCCGCUGCAAAGGCUGCAAUGGAGGAGUUUGCCAAUAUCAAGGAUGAAGUUCCAGCUGCUUUGAUGGAUGCUCAUAUCAAGAAUGUCGAGGCCUCUACAGCUGAUGGUAAAUUUGAUCCUGCAGCCGGCCUUGUCCAGAGUGGCAUUGCGGGUACAGUACCUGAGAAAGAAGAAGAACCUGAAAAAGAGAAGAAAGAAGGUGACUCUCCAAAGGAAGGAGAGGAAGCAAAGCAAAAUGGUGAAGAGCCUCCAAUUGCUCCAGAAACAAUUAAAAAAGAACAGCCGGAGAAACCCGCAGAGCCUGCACCUGAACCAAUGGAGGAGGACAAAAAAGAAGAAGAGGAAGAAAGUGAGCCGCCAAAAGAAGAAACUGAAAGAGAAAAGUUGGUCAAAGAUGCUCAACUGCAAGCAGCAGCAGCAGCUGCAUUAGCCGCAGCUGCAGUGAAGGCAAAACACUUGGCGGCUGUGGAGGAGAGGAAGAUCAAGUCUUUAGUGGCUCUGUUGGUAGAAACUCAGAUGAAGAAACUGGAGAUCAAACUGAGGCACUUUGAAGAGCUAGAGACAACGAUGGAAAAAGAGAGGGAAGGGUUGGAAUACCAACGACAACAGCUGAUUCAGGAGCGACAACAAUUCCAUUUGGAGCAGUUGAAAGCUGCAGAGUUCAGAGCCAGGCAGCAGGCACAUCAACGCUUGGCUGCGGAACAACAACAAACACCAUCCACCACCCCCACCCCUCCCUCUCCACAGGCAGUUCCUACCCCCCACCCAGCUGCCACAUCCCCCUCUCCGAACCAGUAGACAUACUACAUUUGCAAGUCUUCAAAGUUUGAUUUGUGAAUAAUUUAUAUUCAAAUGCAAUGUAAAGAUUAGUAAUUUACUUAUUUUAGAAGUAUUAACUAUUAUAAUAGGAUAAACUGUUGUGUAACUUAUAUUACAACAAAAUAUUUUUUUCUAGUUUUCUUUGUCUUAUGUAUGUAUUAUUUUUAAAUCAACCAUAGUCAAUUUCAUUUUGUUAUUUAUUCUAUAUUACUUACUGGAAAACAGUUUUUGUAUGACUGAUUACACAACUUGAAAAAAUAGGAAUUUUUUACCUUAACAAUUUGGUUGAAACAUUUUGUACGGAGAUUCAGAAUAUUUUUCGGGGGGUUAGAUGUUUUAAUUUACCAGUUGUCCAGUGGUUAAAACCAUUCAGUUUUUAACAACUAAAGGUUGAACCUUCUGUGUUAAUAUACCUAGCACUUGGAUGGCCUCCACAAUGAUAACCACCUUAUCAUUGUUGCUUUGUGACUCCUCAUUGUGAUAACCUAAAACUAUCUAGGAAAUAAUCCCUACUUCUGAAUUUCCAUUAUUUUUUGGAGGUAAAUCUGUUUUUACACGAGCGUUUUUUUUUUUACAUUUAUUGUGGUGUUUAUCCAUUCAAGUACAGUCCAAACCUUGGUCUUGUUACUGUCUAACGUCCACCUUUUGUUAGAUUAAAUGACAGCCCAAUGACACAAAUGGCAUCUGGGUCUGGUAACGAUCUCGCUUUAAAUUGAACUAGCAACCUUCAGAUUCAAAGGCAAGCAUUGUAACACUCGGCUGUCCAGACAAACAAUGUUGGUAUUGUAGUUAAAAAAUAAUUUACUCAAAACCCUUUUCUCUGUUCCAUUUUGAUUAAAUUUUAAAUACCUGUUAUUUUGAUUACUAGUAUUUCAUAUUCCUUAACAUCUAUUCUCCUUGAACCAUUUUACCAUACAAAACUAGACAUACACAGCUGGACAUCAAUUGCUAGGUUCGAUAUCAAUAAGAUGCUUACUAACAACCCUUCACCAUUAAAUGUGUUGUUAAAAAAUUAUAUCUACUAAACAACACAUUUCAUGGUAGAUGGUUUCUGGAUGGUUGCUUAUAAAGAAGUCAAGUAUAACUACUUAUUCCCAUCACUCCAAAAUCUGUGUAAAUAUUUAUAUCGUAAUUCAUAAACUGACGGCUACCUAUAAUAAUAAUAAUUGAACACUAAGUCACACGCACAUGAUAUUAGACUUAUACUACGCUGUCACACCAGGGUGGUGAAGGAUGACUGUGUCGAUUAAUUAAGAAAAUGACUCUGUCACUAAGAUCAGCUGGUUUUCCUUAGGGGAAAAAAUUUAUCUUCAAAAAUAGUUAUACUUUUUAAUAAUUUUAAUUGAAAUGGUGACCAUACGAAGGUAUAUUUUAAGCCAAGUAUGAAUGGAGAUGAUUGUAGUAAAAUGAGCAUUUUCUCUGUUAGUCUACAUCCCUUUUUCAUUCGUCCUACUUAAUUGAUUUUUGCGAUUGAGGUGUGUCAUUGUAAAGCUUAUGAUUUAGCUAAGUGAACAAUGGUAACUAAAAAGGUAAUUUCCUUUAGGGCUUCGUCCCCCUAGCGUCUGAUUUAUUUCUAUUCGCUUUAAAAGAUCCAGUUAUGCUGACCAACUUUCAUUCAUUAUCAAGGUUUUAGAUGUGAAUUUUAAUUUAACAGCAGAUCCUUUAGUUUAAAGUGUAACCAGAGUUAGAUUAACUAGCUGUCACCCACGGGCUUCACCCCGUUUGACUUCAUAAUGCAUUAAUACAAUAUUUUGAUUGGUUAAGUUAAGCUGAAAUAAACAAAACAGAAUAUAGUAAUACAAACAAAUAAUCACACCUGAGUUUAAUAAGGUAAUAAAUUAAAAGAAUAACAAACAAAUAAGUACAGCUGAGGUAUUUUUACAUUCGGUAUAUGGAAAGUUCCCUUUAGAAAGGAAAUACGACUUAAAGGGCAAUUUAUGAAAUAAUUGAUAGUUUUGCGCAAGGUUUCUGGUCAUGUCGAACAUUUUAAGUAUAUUGUUUAUGGGGGUGUGACUUGUAGUUUUCUCAAAAGUUCAUGGGUACUUUAGGAUUUAUAUAUAGAUAAGAGACAAACUGUUUAUGAAAAUGAAUUUUAAACAGGGUGCUUUUAUUUAUGAUUGUCACCUGAUUAAGGUAGGUAAAUCCGGCUUUGUUUAUGAUGUAGCCUAUAUCUACAAUCAACAAAUGUAGUUGAUUGUAAAUUAUAGUCGGUCCGUUUGGCUAUGAUACCCAGCGGAUUAGGAACCUUCUCGGAACUCAACUCACCCUCUCGACCCGCUCGUCGGCCUGGCCAGAGACAAACAAUGACUUACCCACUGGCACAGUCCCACAGAUCUGUAACUUUUUUUUAAGUUAAAAUAAAUUGUUCUUUAUAAAUUUGAGUUCUACAUGAAAUUCCAAAAAUAAUGAGCCCAAACACGAUGUGGAUACUUAUAUAUCUACGAUCUGAAAGUAGUACAAUUACUCUGUAUCAUCACCAGCUUUGUCAGACUUUCAGAUUGUAGAUAUUAAGUAUCCACAUCGUGUUUGGACUCAUUACUUUUGGAAUUUAAUGUAGAACUCAAAUAACAAUUUAUUUUAACUUAAAAAAAAAUACAGAUCUGUGGGACUGUGACAGUAGGUAGGUAAACUUUUUAUCAACGGCCAGCCUGGCAUGCGGGUCUGAAGGUUGAGUCGAGUUCCGAGAAGGUUCCUAAUCCGCUGGGUAUCAUAGCCAAACGGACAGACUAUAAUAGUUUUAUUCACCUAAUAACUGUCUGAAACAAACAUGAUCUUUGGAAGUUAAAUGCGUAUUGUAUUUUUCGUUUUGCCUUGCAAACAAGUUGUGAAUCCUAUUGAAAUGCAAACUUUGUGCACAGGUAUCCUUGUUUAUUAUUAUUUUUGGGGAAUUUUAGUUUGGAUUUCUGAUCAGUAUCCUUUUGUUGGUGAUGUCACUUUUUUAGUUUUUUAUGAAUAAAAAAUAAUGAAAGGUAAGAGAAGAGAGCCACAUCUACUAAUGCACCUUGUUUAUGCUAUGUAUUAUUAUUAUUGUAGGUAGCUGUGAUAAAAUCAUAAAUUUUAACCUCUAGAACACUAACAUUUAUGUAGAUAAAAAAUUGUCUUUAUUUAAUUUCUAAAUACAUCAUAUACGAAGGCAUUAUUAAAUUAAAACCUUUAUUUGUUAAAAAGUACGUUUUACUGUAGUUGACUAUAAUUGGUGUGUAAGGCUGACAUUUUUUAUCAGGUGUGUAAAUUUGUAUGUGAUCUUGAAUGUAUUAAAUAAACAUGAAUGUGAAAAGUUGA
Macrosteles quadrilineatus (aster leafhopper) is the source of this 6283-nucleotide messenger RNA. It is a transcript of the gene mor, whose product is annotated as SWI/SNF complex subunit SMARCC2. Gene Ontology annotation, cellular component: SWI/SNF complex. The transcript is spliced from 15 exons. Gene Ontology annotation, biological process: positive regulation of DNA-templated transcription. Gene Ontology annotation, molecular function: DNA binding; histone binding. Bases 98 to 2980 code for a protein of 960 amino acids. The record is from RefSeq and is a predicted model, not a curated record. NCBI's taxonomy places the organism in Eukaryota, Metazoa, Arthropoda, Insecta, Hemiptera, Cicadellidae.